UCAUUACUAGCGAAUUUGCAACGAAGAAAAGGCGUGGGGCGAUGAUGUCAUUAGUAUUCGCAAUGCAAGGAUUCGGUAUUUUAUUCGCAGGGUUGAUUACGAUGCUUACUCUAAAGGUCUACGAAUCUCGUAUUAGAGAGGAUGUUCGUUAUCUCGACCAUGUUUGGAGAAUCGUCGUUGGAGUCGGCGCUAUUCCAGCCCUCGGGGUUCUCUAUUUCAGGGUAACGAACCCUGAAUCACCCCGUUUUACGAUGGAUGUGCUUGGGAAUAUUGAUAAAGGUGCCAAAAGUGUAGACAUCCUUAUCAACAACGGUAGUUAUACAAAGGAUGAUAAAUUUGAAGCGUUUUAUUUGGUUGGAACGCCAAAAGCUUCGUGGAAGGAUUUCCGAGUACCUGGUGAAGUGUUUCCAACCCGUUAUCGCUGUUUGGGCCACGGUAUAUCAGCUGCUAGUGGAAAAAUUGGUGCACUCCUAUCACAAGUAAUGGUCUUAUUACUUAAAGACAUUGGCGGAAAAAAUAUGUUCUUCGAUCGUCUAUUAGAAAUUUUCGCAUUGGUUUGCUUCAUUGGGUUUCUAUUUUCUUUUAUGAUUCCGGAAACGAAAUGCAAGUCUCUAGAAGAAAACUCAAAUGAGAUGCAAGAAGGCUUUAUAAAAACUUACAUUUAUCCAAAUUUAAAACAACCAAAUGUAAUUCCAUUAAACGAAAAGCAAAUCCGUCGCAAUAAUGAUAUAUCUUGA
Messenger RNA from Racocetra persica, 737 nucleotides. The record is from the annotation of a GenBank genome assembly. Lineage: Eukaryota; Fungi; Glomeromycota; Glomeromycetes; Diversisporales; Gigasporaceae.